This is a messenger RNA of Neogale vison (American mink), 1592 nucleotides long. RefSeq names its product VHL binding protein 1 (gene VBP1). The coding region runs from base 43 to 636 and encodes 197 amino acids. The record is from RefSeq and is a predicted model, not a curated record. NCBI's taxonomy places the organism in Eukaryota, Metazoa, Chordata, Mammalia, Carnivora, Mustelidae. The transcript has 6 exons. Gene Ontology annotation, cellular component: prefoldin complex; cytoplasm. Gene Ontology annotation, biological process: protein folding; microtubule-based process; tubulin complex assembly. Gene Ontology annotation, molecular function: tubulin binding.
GGCGGCUCGAGAGGCCGUUAGUCGCGCGCACGCUUCUCCAAGAUGGCGGCCGCGAAGGAUGGCUGUACAUUAGGAGAAGCGGCCGCAGGGAACGGGCGGCGGCUCCACCUCGGGAUUCCUGAGGCCGUGUUUGUGGAAGAUGUAGAUUCCUUCAUGAAACAGCCUGGGAAUGAGACUGCGGAUACAGUGCUAAAGAAGCUGGACGAACAGUACCAGAAGUAUAAGUUUAUGGAACUCAAUCUUGCUCAAAAGAAAAGGAGGCUGAAAGGUCAGAUUCCUGAAAUUAAGCAGACUUUAGAAAUUCUAAAAUACAUGCAGAAGAAAAAAGAGUCCACCAGUUCACUGGAGACCAGAUUCUUACUGGCAGACAACCUGUACUGCAAAGCUUCCGUUCCUCCUACUGAUAAAGUGUGUCUUUGGUUGGGGGCUAAUGUAAUGCUUGAAUAUGAUAUUGAUGAAGCCCAGGCAUUAUUGGAAAAGAAUUUAUCAACUGCCACGAAGAAUCUGGAUUCUCUUGAGGAAGACCUUGACUUUCUUCGAGAUCAGUUUACUACCACAGAAGUCAAUAUGGCCAGGGUUUAUAACUGGGAUGUAAAAAGAAGAAACAAAGAUGAUUCUACCAAGAACAAAGCAUAAUGCUGGCAAUUAAAAAUGUGGUUCAGUUUUCCAAACAUGUUAUUUUAAGUACCCCAAAGCUUAUCCCUAAAGGUUGACAUGACUUUGAUUUUUUUAACAGCAAGAAUGAUAAUUAAAACUUAAAAUGAAAAACAUCAUUUAUUAUAAAAACAAAAUUGGUUUCAAAUAUUUUGUGAAAUUAACAAUAUUUUAAUUUUUUUAAAAUUUUAUUUCCAACAAAGUAAAUGCUACCUUCAUCAGGUUUUUUUUGGUUUGUCGUAAAAAAAAAAAAUCUUAGCUGAAAUGACUGAGGGGUGCUAUGGAAGCUGAAUUCUGGACACUUUUCUUUAUUGGCUGAUGUUAAACUCUCGCUUGAUGUGGUUAAACCCGUGUAGAGGUAGGAAAAACAGUUUAAGUAUUUCCAAACUUGUUUUCUUUAGUACAUAUGGGGCUUUAUGGCUCUCUGUUGCUGUUAUUCGUCUUAUAAAAAUAGAUUUUCACGAAUUACUGCUUAGCCAAUAACUAUUGUAAUAUGCUGUACUUUUCAAGAAAUGGUAGUUUGCCUUCCUAAACAGUGAGAGGGCUACUACCCUGUAGAAGUGCUCGGUUUCUUUGCAAUGACAACGUAAGGGAGAUCUUGACCAAUGUGAAAUAACAACAUUCUUUAGCCACUCAAAACUCUUGGCUAGGCAAUUUUGUAUUUCUGAACUGUUCUCCAAAGCAGUUGAACAAGAAUAUUAAGAUAUAUGUAAAUCUGCAGUGGUUGAAAAGAUUUGUGAGCUUUUUUUACUCAUGAUAAAAUGUCAUAGGAAAAGUAGAAAAAUCCCUGUGGAAAGCCAUUGGUCCAGUGGCUAGCACUGGGUGAUACAGAUUCUGAUAAAAACACAAAUGUAUUAUUCCUUCUCCAUGUAGUACAACAUAUACCCGUACAAUGUUUUGUACUUGUAUUUCAUGAUAUUAAAACAUUGACGUGAAAA